UCAUCGGUGUCUUCGAUUAGAGGCCCCGGCGCCCUGUAAUGCCGGCGGUGGCGAUCUUAGUUCGACCAGAUCGCUUGCGGCGUUCACAAGUUUACCGCGCGUCUACAAAUUCAAAUCAAUCAGCUCGAUCUUGCAGCAACCAUGGUCCAGAAUCAAUCAAGAAUGAUUAAUCUGCCGGAACUGGAGGCGGUGAAUCGCAUCAGUAAUCUUCCGAUUGUGGAAACUGGAUGGAACUAUGCGGAAUACAUGUAUCAACGUAUCAAGCAUUCAAAUAAUUUGCUGCAAUGGACAUUAGACCAAGCCGAAUCAUCGCUGUACAACGUCAUUGACACUGCCUCACCAGCAGUGUUUUUACUCGAAGGCCCACUCUCAACUAUCGACCGUUUGUUGUGCAAAAGUUUGGAUAUUGUCGAGCAAAAAGUGCCCUCGAUCCACCUGCCACCGCAAAUGAUCUACACCAACACCAAGCAGUACGUGAGUGACGUGGGCAGCAAAAUCGUUCGGCCGGUGUUGAAGCGCGCUGAUUCAGUCAAGCAGAUCGGCAACCAGGUGCUGGAAAGCAAAUUCACUGCAUUUGCCGCUGAUAAACUUGAUGGUGCUCUAUCCGUGGCCGACAUGUACGUGGAUAAAUAUCUUCCGGCUGAUGUGUUUGACAAGGGUAACGAAGGUGUUGAUGUUGUUGAUGCACCUCCAAGCGGUAGUGGUAAUGCUGGUAAGGCCCUACAUACCGGUCAGCACAUGUUUCGCUUCUCGAAGAAGUUACGUCGUCGUCUUACCCAACGCACUCUAUUGGAAGCUAAGGCUUUGAAGGAGCAAAGUGCUGAAGCCAUCCACGUCUUGGUUUAUGUUGCUGAAUUGAUUGCUACUGAUCCAAAACUGGCCCUUCAAAAGGGUCGGGAAUUAUGGGCGACGCUUAGCAAGGACGAACCGGAAAACCAAGCCCGUCCAGAGAACCUUGAACAACUCAUUGUUCUCCUCACCAGGGAAACAGCCCGUCGUGUUGUACACCUCAUC
This is a messenger RNA of Dalotia coriaria, 1014 nucleotides long. RefSeq names its product lipid storage droplets surface-binding protein 1-like. The record is from RefSeq and is a predicted model, not a curated record. The transcript has 5 exons. The annotation marks the transcript as partial. NCBI's taxonomy places the organism in Eukaryota, Metazoa, Arthropoda, Insecta, Coleoptera, Staphylinidae. Gene Ontology annotation, biological process: lipid storage; positive regulation of triglyceride storage. Gene Ontology annotation, cellular component: cytosol; lipid droplet.